Molecule: messenger RNA, 1288 nt
Organism: Talpa occidentalis (Iberian mole)
Lineage: Eukaryota; Metazoa; Chordata; Mammalia; Eulipotyphla; Talpidae
Product: epidermal retinol dehydrogenase 2-like
Exons: 7
Coding region: 95-1024 (309 amino acids)
Biological process (GO): retinal metabolic process; retinol metabolic process
Cellular component (GO): lipid droplet
Molecular function (GO): all-trans-retinol dehydrogenase (NAD+) activity
Source: RefSeq, a predicted model, not a curated record
GAGCUGCACGCCACUUACCUAGUACGUGUGGUGAAGGAGAGUGGUGGUUUCUCUGCAAGCAGCGAGGGCAUCAUACUACUGGGUGUCAGAGAAUAUGGCCCUCAACCUGAAACCAGCAAAGAAAGUGCUUUUUUAUUUGGGAAAAACCUUGUUUUAUGUUCUGGAGACAACAAUUUUUGCUGUAAUUCCAAAACAACCUAAGAACGUUGCUGGUGAAAUUGUGCUUAUAACAGGCAGUGGGAGUGGACUCGGAAGGCUCUUAGCCUUGAAAUUUGCCAGUCUAGCAUCUGUGCUUGUUCUCUGGGAUAUCAACAAGGAAGGGAAUGAGGAGACACUCAAGAUGGUCCAAGAAGCUGGAGCCACAAGAGUUUAUGCCUAUACCUGUGAUUGCAGUCAAAGGGAAGAAAUAUACAGAGUGGCUGAUAAGGUUAAAAAAGAAGUUGGAGAUGUUUCCAUCCUAAUCAACAAUGCUGGAAUCGUGACAGGCAAAAGUUUCCUUGACUGCCCAGAUGAGCUUAUAGAAAAGUCUUUUGAUGUGAAUUUCAAAGCACAUAUAUGGACUUAUAAAGCCUUUCUACCUGCUAUGAUCGCUAAUGACCAUGGGCAUUUGGUUUGUAUUUCAAGUGCAGCUGGAUUAGUUGGCAUAAAUGGACUGGCAGAUUAUUGUGCAAGUAAAUUUGCAGCUUUUGGAUUUGCUGAAUCUGUAUUCUUGGAAACAUUUGCCAAGAAACAAAAAGGGAUCAAAACCACUAUAGUGUGCCCAUUUUUUAUAAAAACUGGAAUGUUUGAUGGUUGUACGACUGGGUGUCCUUUACUGUUACCUAUUCUGGAACCAGAAUAUACAGUCAGGAAGAUAGUAGAUGCAAUCCUGCAAGAAAGAACCUACUUAUAUGUCCCAAAGGUGUUAUACUUCUUGAUGUUUUUAAAAAGUUUCUUGCCCAUCAAGUUGGCAACACUUCUAGCUAAAAUUUUUGGCGUCCUCAAUGCAAUGGAUGGCUUCCACGGCAAAAAGAAAAAACAAUGAAGGCCAACAUUGUGGCUGAUGUCAUCUGAUACCUAAUGUCACAAAAUGUUUAUUUCAAUGAAGAAAAGUAUUUUUAUACAAUACAAGUACCAUUCUUAUUCUGUUAUCUAGACCAGUACUUUCAACCUAUGUUUUUAUAAAUAAUGUCGCCAAUCUGAUUUUUUGUUGAGUAUUGGUUUUCAAUUUUAAAAAUGGCCCAUUUCUGUCAUUUCUGUUUGCAAUGGAUAACAGAGCGAAAUAAACCUCUUGUGAACUGUUCUUCAC